GGCAAGAUGGCGGCGGCGGCAGCAACUGCUGCUGCAGCAGGGAGCCCGGCGGCGGGGUCGGUCACCAGCCCUCCGCUCCCUUCUUCCGCGCCACCCGAGGGCGACGACGAGGAGGGCGAGGAGACGGAGUCGGCAGCGGCGGCGGGGCCCAGCAGCGGCGGCGAGGACGGCGGCAGCAGCAGCAACAGCAGCGCGGGCUUCCGUCUGACGGCGGUGCGGCGGGACCCGUCGGUGCGGCUGCAGCACGGCGUGAGCGGCCUGGAGCCGUUGGCCUGGUCGGAGGACCACCGCGUGUCGGUGAGCACGGCCCGCAGCAUCGCCGUCCUCGAGCAGCUCAGCGACAUCAACGGCGCCGCCCCCGAGCUCGUCAUCCACCGCACGGCCGUGCCCGCCCCCGCCGCCUCCUGCCACCUCAAGGUUGGUUCCAAAAAAGAAGUUGCUGAGUGCAAGGAAAAGUUUGCCAGUUCUAAAGAUCCCACCCUAAGUCAGACUUUCAUGCUAGACAGGGUGUUCAACCCCGAAGGGAAGUCGCUGCCCUCUCUGCGAGGUUUCAGAUACUCCAGCUGGUCUCCACUGGGCUGCGAUGCAAACGGCAGGUGCCUGUUGGCGGCUUUAACGAUGGACAACAGACUGACCAUCCAUGCGAACCUGAACAGACUGCAGUGGGUACUGCUGGUUGACUUGACUGAGCUUUACGGGGAGCGCCUGCAUGGGAAUGGCUACAAGCUUUGUAAGGGGGAAGCCCCCAAGGGAGAUUUGGGGGACUUCUCUGAAUUCCAGAGGAGGCACAGCAUGCAGACCCCGGUGCGCAUGGAGUGGUCUGGGAUCUGCACCACCCAACAGGUGAAGCAUAACAACGAAUGUCGGGACGUGAGCAGCGUACUGCUGGCGGUAAUAUUCGAGAACGGAAAUAUCGCCAUCUGGCAGUUCCAGCUUCCUUUCGUGGGCAAGGAGUCCAUCACGUCUUGCAGCACCAUAGAGUCGGGAAUAAAUUCCCCCAGCGUCUUGUCGUGGUGGGAAUACGAGCACAAUAACCGAAAGAUGAGCGGGAUCAUUGUGGGGAGUGCCUUUGGGCCAGUGAAAAUCCUCCCGGUCAACCUGAAAGCAGUCAAAGGCUAUUUCACGCUGAGACAGCCUGUGGUUUUGUGGCAAGAGAUGGACCAGUUGCCAGUCCACAGUAUCAAGAGCAUCCCUCUUUAUCACCCUUAUCAGAAAUGCAGUUGCAGUUUAGUGGUGGCUGCGAGAGGCUGCUACGUUUUCUGGUGUCUUCUCUUGAUAUCCAAAGCGGGCUUGAAUGUCCAUAACUCUCACGUGACCGGGCUUCACUCCUUGCCAAUUGUCUCCAUGGCUGCAGACAGACAGAACGGUACUGUUUAUACGUGCUCCGUCGAUGGGAAAGUAAGGCAGCUGAUUCCCAUCUUCACAGACGUUGCAUUGAAAUUUGAACACCAGCUGAUAAAGUUGUCCGAAGUUUUGGGCUCCGUGCGGACUCACGGGAUUGCGGUGAGCCCGUGUGGGGCAUACCUGGCGGUCAUUACCACCGAAGGCAUGACCAACGGCCUUCACCCCAUUACCAAAAGCUACCAGGUUCAGUUUGUGACUCUUAAGACAUUUGAGGAGGUGGCGGCUCAGCUGCUGGAAUCUUCUGUCCAAAAUCUUUUCAGGCAGGUUGACUUGACGGAUCUGGUCCGAUGGAAGAUCUUGAAGGACAAGCACAUCCCACAGUUCCUACAAGAAGCCUUGGACAAAAAGAUCGAAAGCUUUGGGUCUACUUAUUUUUGGCGCUUCAAGUUGUUCCUCUUGAGAAUCUUGUAUCAGUCGCUGCAAAAGACGCCUUCUGAGGCCUUGUGGAAACCUUCGCACGAGGACCCCAAGGUUUUACUUGUGCAUUCCCCUGGGACUGGGAGCGUGGAAGACGAGGGGACUUCAAAGCGGGGGGGCAAGCGGAACCCAAGUGAAACAAGCAAAGGAGAGGAUGGGGACGACCUGGCGGAUGAUUCGCUUGCCCACUCGAGUGACUUCGGAGGGCGAGAGCCAAUUGAAGAAAAGCUUCUUGAAAUCCAAGCCCAGAUCGAAGCUGUUGAAAUGCAUUUGACACGGGAACAUAUGAAGCAGGUGCUGGGGGAAGUCUACCUACACACGUGGAUUACAGAGAACACCAGCAUUCCCACGAGGGGGGUCUGUGACUUCUUAAUGUCCGACGAAAGCUACGAUGACAGGACUGCGCGGGUGCUGAUUGGGCAUAUUUUAAAGAAAAUGAACAAACAGACUUUCCCAGAGCACUGCAGCUUGUGCAAAGAGAUCCUGCCAUUCACCGAUCGUAAGCAGGCAGUGUGCUCCAACGGACACGUUUGGCUCAGGUGCUUUCUAACCUACCAGUCCUGUCAGAGUCUGGUGUACAGAAGAUGUCUGCUUCGGGACAGCAUCGCCCGGCAUCCAACCCCAGAGGAUCCAGAGUGGAUCAAGAGGCUAUUGCAGGGCCCCUGUACGCUCUGUGACUCUCCCGUUUUCUAGAGAACGGCUCGUGGUGAAGAGCUGCAGGUUACUUUCUUGAGGGCCCAGGCACCACCCAGUCUGGGAGCAGCUGCUGGAAGGUACAGGUGUGGAAGGACUCAAGGGGGACACGUCAAAUGGAACUGGAUGAGCUGGAGCAGCAAAGGGGCCCCGUGCCCCAUUUCAAGCCCGAGAGGUGAGAAGGCCUCCUCGGUCAAAGCACACCAGCACAGACCCUCUGGAAACCAUUCCGAUUUCCCGGCCCGGUUCGACGCAGGCCCUCCGCUCAUGUCCUUUCGGCACACGGAGCCUGGAAUUUGAGAACCUCCCUUCAGAUCGGCAGCAGGCUGGAAGCCCGCACUGCAAACGGCCGCUUGGAGAUCGGCUGCAAAGCUUCCUGUGCGAGUGAGCUUUGAAAGGGCACCAGCGCUCGCUGUGCCAGAGACGAUUAAAUUAUUAGAAAUAAUGUGUGGUUUUUAAAAAUGUUUGAAAACGUCUUGCAUGCCAGUGGUACUCAUGGAAGAAGAGUUGGUUAGUUUUGCUACAGCGGAGGUUGUCAAGUAAGUCUUGGGGCUGCUGGGGAUUCCUUAGAAGGGACUCUUCAGGGAGGUGAGAUCUGUGCCAAAUACUGGAUGCAAAGUUUUAAGUUAUGUUAACAAUAAGGUAUGUCAUGCAGUUGGGCACCCCAGGCUAAAAUUUGGAGCCUCUGAUAUUUUUCACUCACAGUGGGUUUUCUUUCUCCUUCAGACUGGACCUAUCAUAUGAUCAUCUCAAAGUCGAUGUGGGUGCCUUGUGCCCUUUCCAACCUUUUUGGCAAGAGUCGUGUCUGCAUUAUGCUAGGAGUCCCCCGUCUUCCAAUUACAGUCCCAUUUGUAGAGGGAAGCAUUCUUUGUAGCGGUUGAGAUGGGGGGGGGGGUAAACUUGUUAAAAAUGAAAUUGAGUUAACCAAAUUCUGUGGCAGUCCACUCCGUCUCAUUCAAACGAAAACAUCUCGCCUGGGAAUAAACCUUUAUAAAUCCACUUUGGUCUUUC
Messenger RNA from Gekko japonicus, 3525 nucleotides. It is a transcript of the gene GTF3C4, whose product is annotated as general transcription factor IIIC subunit 4. The coding region runs from base 7 to 2514 and encodes 835 amino acids. Gene Ontology annotation, biological process: transcription initiation at RNA polymerase III promoter. Gene Ontology annotation, molecular function: protein binding; histone acetyltransferase activity. Lineage: Eukaryota; Metazoa; Chordata; Lepidosauria; Squamata; Gekkonidae. The record is from RefSeq and is a predicted model, not a curated record. Gene Ontology annotation, cellular component: transcription factor TFIIIC complex. The transcript is spliced from 5 exons.